AUGCUGCUGUCCUCCAUAGUGCUAUUCCGUACGUCCAGAUUGGUGUGCGGCCUGCUACCGAACAUCGGCGGGGCGGGAGACGCGGUGCGCCGACUUUACGAGGGCGUCAUUCUGUCCCGAGUGAUGUACGGGGCCCCGGUAUGGGCGGACGACCUGAUGGCGAGCCGCCGCAGCAUCCUGCUCCAGAGGAGGCUACACAGGGUAACCGCCAUCAGAAUCAUUAGGGGAUACCGGACAGUGUCUCACGCGUCGGCGACCGCCCUAGCUGCGUCCCCUCCGUGGGAGCUCCGGGCACUAGCGCUCAAAAAGAGAUACACCCACCGGAGAGCAUGGCAUCCGGGAGAAGAUCCGACCGAGCAAGCGGCUCCGAACGACAUAGGAACCGCUGAGGAGGACACGUGGGACCGGUGGCGAUCCCAGCUGAUCAACGAGGGAGGUGAACAUCGGGACGCGGAGGCGGUCCUCCCAAACACUGGGCGGCAUGGAGAAGCCGCCACAGUCUCCCGCUCACAUUCAGAAUGA
Messenger RNA from Bombus huntii, 522 nucleotides. RefSeq lists its product as uncharacterized. Lineage: Eukaryota; Metazoa; Arthropoda; Insecta; Hymenoptera; Apidae. The transcript has 2 exons. The coding region runs from base 1 to 522 and encodes 173 amino acids. The record is from RefSeq and is a predicted model, not a curated record.